AUGGCUCCCACGGCGAAGGACGAGGUGCCCAAGGAUGGCCCUCCCAAGCUCUCAGACUUUGGUGACAGGAUCGACCAGUCGACCUUUGAACAGAUCCUAGAAAUGGAUGAUGAUGACGACAGAGACUUCAGCAAAGGCAUUGUCUAUGGCUUUUUUGAGCAGGCAGACGGCACCUUUGAGAAGAUGGAGAAGGCGAUGAGCCAAGGAGACCUCAAAGAGCUGUCUCAAUUAGGCCAUUUCCUCAAGGGCUCAUCAGCCACUCUAGGCCUCACCAAAGUCAAGGAAGCAUGUGAAAAGAUCCAGCAUUACGGUGCCAGAAAGGACGAGACAGGCACCAUCAACGAACCAGACGAGAAAGUCUCUCUGGAAAACAUCAAGAAGACCCUCGCGGACGUGAAGGAGGACUACACCGACGUGGAGACCCUUCUGAGGAGGUUCUACGGGGAAGAUGUCUCCAUCCGAAAGAAGCCUGCUUCCAAGGAGGCCACCACAUCCACAGACGAGUUGACACCCGCAUCCAAAACGGAGAAAGAAGCCUCGAAAUAA
Messenger RNA from Monascus purpureus, 546 nucleotides. NCBI's taxonomy places the organism in Eukaryota, Fungi, Ascomycota, Eurotiomycetes, Eurotiales, Aspergillaceae. The record is from the annotation of a GenBank genome assembly.